Messenger RNA from Pygocentrus nattereri (red-bellied piranha), 2748 nucleotides. RefSeq names its product CTF8, chromosome transmission fidelity factor 8 homolog (S. cerevisiae) (gene chtf8). The coding region runs from base 666 to 1040 and encodes 124 amino acids. NCBI's taxonomy places the organism in Eukaryota, Metazoa, Chordata, Actinopteri, Characiformes, Serrasalmidae. The record is from RefSeq and is a predicted model, not a curated record. Gene Ontology annotation, cellular component: Ctf18 RFC-like complex. Gene Ontology annotation, biological process: mitotic sister chromatid cohesion. The transcript is spliced from 3 exons.
AGCUGUCUUCUGUGGUUAAAUUAGAUUUCUGUUGCACCCUGUCGACCUUUAAAAUGAACGAUAUUUGCAGUGCCUAAUUGUAAACACGUAUUUAAUGUCUUACAAACACAAUUCGUAUGUAAUCAUUAUUUUAUAUUUCGCUUAGUUUUGAAACUAACCCACAAUCUGUAUAUGAAAUGCAAUUAUAAAGUCAGUGUGAAACUGCAACGCUGUAACAAAGGCGUUAUUUUAUAUUUUGUACAUUUCAUACAUUUACUUAUUUUAAUAAAGCGCUAGUCGGACGAUAUGGCCUGCUUGACCUGAUUAUGGCAUAAAAGCGAAGGGAUAUGCAGUCUUUUAUUUUGAAAUUCCGAGAACUCGCACGAAAAGUAAACACAGCCGUGAGCUCGAACCGGCGGGAAGCUUGAGGGAAAAGAGCGGCGCGCUGUGGGUCUGAUUGUGUCUUAUACACGUAAAGUUUAUAAAGCAUUUAUCAAGAGAAGUGUUAUGUUCUGCCUCUCUGUCAAAGCCGCCGGAGAAAGGGCACCGGCCAGAGAUAUUUGAGCGAAACUGCAUUCUUCUUUUUAUUUUCGAGUUGGGCUGGUUAGGCUAACGCUAGCUGCUUGAUCGGUCUCUCAGCGCAGAAUCCAAACCCAUAAACUAAACUGCCUUAAAACAGUCAUAUCAUGGUUCAAAUAGUCAUCUCAAGCAAGGCUGGGGAAGGUCCUCCUGAAUGGCUGUUGGUGGAGUUGCAAGGAGAGAUGGUGUCGAGGCAAAACACUGGGCUGGCUGGAAAUCUUAUGGGAGACCUACACUACACAAAAGAGGGUGUACCGGUGCUGAUUGUGGGGCAUCACAUCCUCUAUGGAAAGCAGGUCAAACUGGAGAAACCCUUUGCUGUCCUGAUGAAGCACUCUGGUCUCCCUCAGGAUGAUGAGGUAGCCAUGGAAAGUAGCCAAGAGAAGCCUACAGCCUACUCUGUUUCUGCCCUGAUUAAAAAGAAGCUGAUCUUUAAAACCCGUCCUAAACCCAUCAUUACUAAUGUGCCCAAGAAAGUUUAGCUAAUCUGCAGGGAGCUUGAUAUCUAUUGUGAAAACAUACCAUUCUCAAAAGGUACAUUCUGACAAUCUCAUUACAAGAAAGCACAACAGUCUCUCAAGUCUGUUAACUACUUCUCUUUUUCCCCCACUAACUGUUCUGUAAGAUGAAGUUGGAUGUGGAAUGGUGAAAAACCUUCUUGGGACAUAGAACUUGCAUGUGUGUUUUAGCCAAAUGUGGUAAACAUGAAAACCAUGUUUACUGGUGGCAGAAGAUGAGUGUUUCUUGUUUGAACAUGUUGUUGAAUGAUAUUGUUUCAUCACUGCAAACAUGUAAAUAAUAGAUGUGCAGGUUCAUUAUGUAGGACAAAACCAUUCAAUUAAAAAAGUUUAUUUUUAUAAAAAUCAGUUUAAAGAUGUAAUAACGAUCUGCAAAAAUAAACAGUUAAUAUUGCAAUAACCAUAUAAAACUUUUAAAAAAUUGUUCUUGUACAUAUUUAAGUAUUUACACAAUAAAUGUAUGAGGUCAAACAGUAUGACUACUGUUUCAGUUGUUCACACAAAGAAAGCAGUUGUAAUUUCACGCCACAACAGUCUGAUAAAUGUUGGUAUAAUGAAAUACGUUUAAAAGUGUCUCUUAGUUGCCUAUUGCAGAUUUUGUAGAAAUGUCUUGUGAAACAGGCAGUUGGCUGACCAUACUCAGUUUUAUCCUAGGUAUAAGUGUUCAGUGUAUAGUUUCUGAAAUUCCCCUUAACAAAAAAGCAUCAUAAAAUGUGAGAGUAAGUAUUCCUUUUCACACUUGCUCUAACAGUUAAAAUGAUCAUAACACAACAACACUUUUAGAAACCUGGGUGCUGGACAGUAGAUCAUGAAAUAAAAGUACAUCAUACAGUGACAAAAUCCUAAUGGGUUGUACAGAGUCAGUGUGUCAGUAUUCUUGCACACAUUCAACAUUUCUUAAAUAUUUAAUAUUAAAAAACUAAAAUUCAACAUCAGGCUGUAAACGUUCUGAAAAUGGCUAUAAUUUUCAUAGCAAACCAAAUUUGUAUAUCCUGAUCUGUAUAUUAAGAAUAAAACUAAUUGUUAUCUAAACAUAUUUUUUUCCCCAAUAACAUGUUUGAGUGUGGCUCAUUGUAAAGCACUUUUUUUUUUUAUUCUUUCCAUGCUCCCUGUACACAUUCUCAAUAAUUAAUUCUCCUGUCAUGACCUUGGAGAAAACAUGUUCAGCCAUAAGGGGUGGGCAAAAUGGCAUAUACAUGAUAUACGUCAUGAUAUUUCACUUUAUUUGUUUUGUUAAUUGGAACUUUCAGGGGUCAACGUUGCCUAUUGUGUGGUGUCCCUGGCAAUAACAGCUUAUAUCAUGGCACUUAAAAUGUAGAGCCUGUGGCUAGAGUGUCUUUUUACCUUUUUCUUUCUUUUUUCCCUUUUAAGCAAACCGCCAGACCAGCAAUAAAAACCACUGCUUUUUUCUCCCCUGCACGAGAUCCAGACACUGUUUGACCAGACAUGGAACAAGUUACAUGAAAUCAGAUUGUCAUUUCGCCAACUGACGUGUUCUUCUUUAUGUAAUUUAAGCAACACUUGGCUGGUUUUUGGUAAUGACGUAUGGUAAUUGUAACUGCAAUACAUACACAAUAAACGUUUGUGUGAUUCUGGCGCAAAUUCAAAGUUUUGGCAAUAAGAGUCUUUAGCUUGGUGGCUCGAUUGGUCUUUGCAAAUCUCUAUACCACAU